This is a messenger RNA of Myripristis murdjan (pinecone soldierfish), 864 nucleotides long. RefSeq names its product trafficking protein particle complex subunit 1 (gene trappc1). The record is from RefSeq and is a predicted model, not a curated record. Gene Ontology annotation, cellular component: TRAPP complex. The transcript has 5 exons. Gene Ontology annotation, biological process: endoplasmic reticulum to Golgi vesicle-mediated transport. Bases 141 to 578 code for a protein of 145 amino acids. Lineage: Eukaryota; Metazoa; Chordata; Actinopteri; Holocentriformes; Holocentridae.
AACACGGGUUGUUUUCUGCUGGCAUCUGAGCGGGCGCCUGCGCGGCGGGGUCCUGCGCUCGGCAGGAAGCAGGAAGCCGGAAGCGGAGGUAAACACAGCGGCUGCUCACCUGAGCCAGAACCCUCGGUACAGCGGCGGAGAUGACGGUCCACAACCUGUACAUAUUUGACCGGAACGGCACCUGCCUCUACUACAACGAGUGGAACAGGAAGAAGCAGGCUGGCAUCUCCAAGGAGGAGGAGUUCAAGCUGAUGUACGGCAUGUUGUUCUCCAUCCGCUCCUUCGUCAGCAAGAUGUCUCCUCUGGACAUGAAGGACGGCUUCCUGUCGUUCCAGACCAGCAGGUACAGGCUUCACUACUACGAGACGCCGACGGGCCUCAAGUUCGUCCUGAACACAGACCUGUCUGUCGGCAGCGCCAGAGACACCCUGCAGCACAUCUACAGCAACCUGUACGUGGAGCUGCUGGUCAAGAACCCGGUGUGUGUCCUGGGACAGAGCCUGGAGAGCGAGCUGUUCAGCAGCCGGCUGGACGCCUUCAUCAGAGGCCUGCCCUACUACAGCCCACGGGCCGCCUGACACACACACACACACACACACACACACACAGAGGCCUGCCCUACUACAGCCCACGGGCCGCCUGACACACACACACACACACACACACACACACAGAGCCCUGCCCUACUACAGCCCACGGGCCGCCUGACACACACACACACACACACACACACACACACAGAGCCCUGCCCUACUACAGCCCACGGGCCGCCUGACACACACACACACACACACACACACACACACACACACACUUGUUUUUAUUCUGUGAUUCAAUAAAGUUUGUCGUAACUUAAACUGUGAA